Messenger RNA from Chlorocebus sabaeus (green monkey), 10484 nucleotides. Lineage: Eukaryota; Metazoa; Chordata; Mammalia; Primates; Cercopithecidae. The record is from RefSeq and is a predicted model, not a curated record.
UGAUCCACCUGCCUCAGCCUCCCAAAGUGCUGGGAUUACAGGCGUGAGCCACCACACCCAGCCUCCGGGCCACACUUUUGAGAACACUGAUCUAAUACAUGCUUACAGCACUGAGAAACUUUUCCUCCUGUAUUGCUAUUCUGGGAGCAUCCCUUCCAUUAGAAGUUUUAAGUGGCUCCCAAAUUCUUCACUCAGCAAAAGCACCUUGUUAUGGAACUAACAUUGAAUAAGUAACAAUCUUUCUUCUCCAAGAUUUUUCUUGGGGAUUGCUGAGUAAGGGAAUAAGAUAAUUAGAGUUAUAAUGUAAGAAUUCCUUAAAAAGAAUUGUGUUAACUGAUGGACGAGAGAGAGCUAAAUUCUGAAGCUAACUCUGAGGUCUUGAACCUCAGGAAACACUCCACUUCCUCUCCUUCUAUCAAACCUCUUUUAAAAGUGCAAGUUAUUAAUAAAUUGCCUUUACAGCGCCUGGUCCAGGCAUUGUAGUUUCCCCCUUCCUAUUGUGUGUGGGUUUUGUGCUUACCUAGUUCUCCUAUUUACAGGUGUGUAACUUGAGCCACCACUGUAGCUAAUGUGUGUUUAUUUUACUUGUCCUUAUAUUUAAAUGUAAGCUUUUAUCUGCCUUAGCUAUGUGUUGGAUGUUGAAAUUGUUGAUCUUAUUUUGGGAGACUCCCAUCCUCCCCCACAACCCCGCAAGUAGUUUCAAGACAGCGCACCUAGGAGACUGCUUAGGAACCAAGCCUUUUGUAGCUUAGGUGCUGUUCUGUUUCCCAACGGUGUCCAUCCCCAUCCCUCCAGAAAGAAGUCAUUAGGACCAGUACCAACUCAGUCUGGUUUACUUCCCAAGCUCUGUAAUCUGCUGAACUUCAUCAGUUCCGGCAGCGAUCCUCUAACUUGGGAAUUUCCAUAAAACAGCUGAAUCUCUCUUGGGUCAUCAGUGGCAAAAGCCAGACACGUGCUCGCCCGCCUGGGAGCCAAUAGUAACUUUUGCUGCUGCCUCCGGAAACCCCACGGUUUGCGGGCUGCUGCUUUAGGAACAACACAGAAAUAACGUCUUUUAACAGAACAAAACAAAACAUAUGGACGGAAUAGUGAGAAAGCCUUUGUCCUUCGCAGUGGGGAGAGGUGUUAAAGGUGAACCCAAAAAAGUAUGGGAAACUCAUGUAAAAUACAUUUACAGUUCCCCGGGAAGAAGGGGGCGGAGAUGGGCUCGGGAGCGUCUCUGGCCCUUUAAGUAGGAGGGACAGACAUAACAGUCUGUACCUUUAAGAGUCUCUUUGUCUGGAAACCUUCUUAUUUACCCUCCUGUGCUUCAACCAAACUUCGACCAGCCAUUCACAACGCCCCCCUACGCCGCCGCCCCUUACGCCAAGCUCAAAGCGGCCGCGCGUUUGUGGCUGACCCUAAACUUUGCGCCUGCGGCGCGAACCCUCGGAAAGGGUGCCGGUGCCGGGGUCGCGGCCCAGCGCUGCGCCGUUGGCGCAAUGCAGGGCCCCAGGGGCGGGGCUCCAGCGGGCGGGCCAAUAGGCGGGCAGGGGGCGGGGCCGCGUUCGGUUGUCUCGCGCCCUGGUGACAGCUCGCGCGUGCUGAUGAUGGCGAUUCUUUGGAUGGGAAGAGACCUUGAAAGGACCUCUAGUUUAUCCAGCAACUCCAGUCAAUAUCCCACUUAAAUAAUUUCAGACAGCCCCUGAGAAUUCAGCAUGUUUCAGUAACAGGUAAUAGAGAAGAGGAAACCUAACCAAUGACUGUGGAAUAAUAUGGAAGAAGAUGGAAAAAACUUGUUUAAUGGGCUGAGAGACUGGCGACUUCUAUAAGACAUGGAUAGAUGCAAACAUGUAGGGCGGUUACGGCUCGCCCAGGACCACUCCAUCCUGAACCCUCAGAAGUGGUGCUGCUUAGAGUGCGCCACCACCGAGUCGGUGUGGGCCUGCCUUAAGUGCUCCCACGUGGCCUGCGGCCGCUACAUUGAGGACCACGCCCUGAAACACUUUGAAGAGACUGGACACCCGCUAGCCAUGGAAGUCCGGGAUCUGUACGUGUUCUGUUACCUGUGCAAGGACUACGUGCUCAAUGAUAACCCAGAGGGCGACCUGAAGCUGCUAAGAAGCUCCCUCCUGGCGGUCCGGGGCCAGAAGCAGGACACGCUGGUGAGACGCGGGCGGACGCUGCGGUCCACGGCUUCGGGUGAGGACGUGGUCCCGCCGCAGCGCGCUCCUCAGGGACAGCCGCAGAUGCUCACCGCUCUGUGGUACCGGCGCCAGCGCCUGCUGGCCAGGACGCUGCGGCUGUGGUUCGAGAAGAGCUCCCGGGGCCAGGCGAAGCUGGAGCAGCGGCGGCAGGAGGAGGCGCUGGAGCGCAAGAAGGAGGAAGCGCGGAGGCGGCGGCGCGAGGUGAAACGGCGGCUGCUGGAGGAGCUGGCCAGCGCCCCUCCACGUAAGAGUGCACGGCUGCUCCUGCACACGCCUAGCGACGCGGGCCCGGCCGCCUCGCGCCCCACCACCCUCCCUACCUCACGCAGAGCACCCGCCGCCACGCUCAAGCUGCGUCGCCAGCCUGCCGUGGCCCCGGGCGUCACGGGCCUGCGCAACCUGGGCAACACCUGCUACAUGAACUCCAUCCUCCAGGUGCUUAGCCACCUCCAGAAGUUCCGAGAAUGUUUCCUCAACCUUGACCCUUCCAAAACGGAACAUCUGUUUCCCAAAGCCACCAACGGGAAGACUCAGCUUUCUGGCAAGCCAACCAACAGCUCAGCCACAGAGCUGUCCUUGAGGAGUGACAGGGCCGAGGCAUGCGAGCGGGAGGGCUUCUGCUGGAACGGCGGGGCCUCCAUUAGUCGGAGCCUGGAGCUCAUCCAGAACAAGGAGCCAAGCUCGAAGCACAUUUCCCUCUGCCGUGAACUGCACACCCUCUUCCGAGUCAUGUGGUCCGGGAAGUGGGCCCUAGUGUCGCCCUUCGCCAUGCUCCACUCAGUGUGGAGCCUAAUCCCUGCCUUCCGCGGCUACGACCAACAGGACGCGCAGGAAUUUCUCUGUGAGCUGCUGCACAAGGUGCAGCAGGAACUCGAGUCUGAGGGCACCACACGCCGGAUCCUCAUCCCCUUCUCCCAGAGGAAGCUCACCAAACAGGUCUUAAAGGUGGUGAAUACCAUAUUUCAUGGGCAGCUGCUCAGUCAGGUCACAUGUAUAUCAUGCAAUUACAAAUCUAAUACCAUUGAGCCCUUUUGGGACCUAUCCCUGGAAUUCCCUGAACGCUAUCACUGCAUAGAAAAGGGGUUUGUCCCUUUGAAUCAGACAGAGUGCUUGCUCACUGAGAUGCUGGCCAAGUUCACAGAGACAGAGGCCCUGGAAGGGAGAAUCUACGCUUGUGACCAGUGUAACAGCAAACGACGAAAAUCCAAUCCCAAACCCCUUGUUCUGAGUGAAGCUAGAAAGCAGUUAAUGAUCUACAGACUACCUCAGGUUCUCCGGCUGCACCUUAAAAGAUUCAGGUGGUCUGGCCGUAACCAUCGAGAGAAGAUUGGGGUCCAUGUCGUCUUUGACCAGGUAUUAACCAUGGAACCUUACUGCUGCAGGGACAUGCUCUCCUCUCUUGACAAAGAGACCUUUGCCUAUGAUCUCUCCGCAGUGGUCAUGCAUCACGGGAAAGGGUUUGGCUCAGGACACUACACAGCCUAUUGCUACAACACAGAGGGAGGUUUUUGGGUCCACUGCAAUGACUCAAAGCUGAAUGUAUGCAGUGUCGAGGAAGUGUGCAAAACCCAGGCCUACAUCCUUUUUUACACUCAAAGAACAGUGCAGGGCAAUGCAAGAAUCUCAGAAACCCAUCUCCAAGCUCAGGUGCAGUCCAGCAACAAUGAAGGCAGACCACAGACAUUUUCCUGAAUGGGAGGCAUGUAUCAAAGACUGGCUUUUGUGUACUGGUGUCCAUACAUCUUUCCUCUUAUAGGAAAUAAGGCUACUGCAGGAACAGAUUACUAGGUUUGCCUCACUGGGUCUAGAGUAGAAGGUGCCAGGUGAUUCAUGUCCUGUCAUAAAUUUUGUAGUCUUUCUUUUGAAUGAGUUUGGGAGUUCCCUCCUUUCCUAAAAACAAAAGAAGUAACUUCUAUGAAGAUCCUUUCAUCAGUUGCUUCUGAAUAUAGAGGGAUCUAGGUGGAAGAAAGCGGGAGUAAAUUAAUCAUAUCCACACAGGAGAGCAGCCAUGUUUUCUCUCCAUUAUGUGAUUCCCCUGCUAAGCAGGACCUCCUUGCAGCACCAGAAGAACCCUCCAGAUGUGAGCAGCCCUGGACAGAGCAUGUGAGGAGGGGCCCUGGGCUAGCAGUUUGCUGGAUGGGAUUGGCUUCAAGAUGGGAGAUGAAGUCUAAAGGGUUUAUUCCCACAAAGGAAGUAACCUUCAAGGGUUCAAAACAAACUUCCUUUUUUGGGGAUAGCUGCUAAAGAGUGGAGUGAGAUGCAUGGAACAAAUUUCCCCAUGCAAAAUGGGAUGGUUUUCGUAUGUCAUACCCUCCCUACCUGCUGCUGUCAUUUAAUCAUUCCAUACUUCUGAGACUGGCAUGAAUACCCCUUCAUUUUAAAGAAGGAGCAGGUCAUAUAAAGAAGCAAUAGACCAGCACAUGUUGCAUGCUGAGCCAAAUGACACUCCUGGCUAUCCCAGUUCUGUAGCAGAUCCCUGGUUCAGGUCUAGGGCAAGCACAUGGUUUGGUUUAAAUUGAUUCUUAGGUUUUCUCAGAACUCAAUUGAGGGUGGGCAGAGAUAGCUGGUGCUGCAGGGCUUAUUGAAUGCCUAUCACCCGUUCUCACUUCAGUGCAGCAUGCAGCUUCUUAGCCUGCAGCUUCUUUCUUGCUUCUGGAGAGGUAGAACAUUCAUGGUCACAGGGUUUGGGAGCUUUUGGUUUUCUAGGGUAUGUUAACUGCUUAGGAAUCCACCUCGUACAUAUCUGAAGAGUUGAUUACCGAUGGCCUUGACCUGUUUCCUCCCAAAUCUGAUAAUCCCUACUGUUGCUUUACCCCCCAUACUCAGUCCAUUAGAGAAAAAAACAAGAGUGCCCCGUCCUUUCCCCCAGUGCUAGUAAAAUACAUCGUCCUUUUUAAAUUGGGUCAGUUUCUAAACAGAAUGAAAUUGCCCAGAUAAAAACCCUUGUCCCCAUCAGGUGCCACUUCAUUCUUAGUUCUUCACUUAGAUUUGCUGGUGAAAGUGAAUGCAAACCCUAACUUUUGUUGCUGUGGUUGCUGCAGUGAGCCUCACUCAGCCUGUCACUAUAAAUGCUCAUCUUUUGACUGAGUAUAUCGUAUUAAUGUUUGAAUUCAGGUAGAAGUACAGUUGUCACUUGAAGGGAGUAGAUGUGGAAGGGAGUUCGGGGAGGGGUGGGAAGUGGGGAAAGCGAGGCUAAAGAAUGAGGAUUAUAGCUUUAGCAAUGUUGAUGAGCCACAUUUCCCGCACAGAUCUGUAGCAUUUGCUGUUGACUUUUUGAAAUGAACUCUCCCAUAGGCCCUGCCAGGCAGCACUGAGACAUGGAGGAAAUUCAGACAAAAAAUGGCUCACCCUGAUAGGGAAGGAAUGACUAUAUUUUAAAUUAAACUUGCUUUUUCCAACACUGUGAGAUUUCUGUAAUAUUUAGCUUUUAUUUGGAAGCGAUAGCGUAUGGCAUUUUUUAUGCUGUUUGGUUUAUACUGUCUACUGCAGGCUUCUUUGUAUAAGCUUUGCCUGGGCUCACCCUCUCCUGGACACUGUUUUAAAGUGUCACCGCUGUCCAUGCUGCCAGAGGCUCUGAUGUGAAGCUGUACUCUCAAGAUCCAAGUUUUUAAGUCGGCAUGAUUAGUAAUGACUUUUUGUGGCAAUAGAAAAGCCCAUUAACUCAAAAAAACCAAGGAGAGUAAAAAGGAAAGGAAACUAUGAAUCGUGCCUCAUCUUUCAUUGAAUCCUAUAUUUAUUAUUCUAGAAAAAGAACUUACAAGAUAGAGAAGAAAUAAUAGAGCAUCUACUUUACCCCUCAGGCUGUCCAGUGGGGAUAAUUACUAAUAAACAUUUAAUGGAAAAUUCAAAGAUCUUCCAAUUUAAUUUUAAAAAAUAGUUUUAUACCAAAUAUUAUAAGGAUUUAUUAAGCAGAUUAAGGACUUCAUGAAAUAAGUGCUUAGCUGAGCACGCAUAUAUCAAAGUAAUAAAAGAAACUAACAUCAGAGUCUCCACUGAGCUACACAUUUGUGAAAGGUGCCCACUGCAGUUACAGACACCUCAGGUACCCAGAGGCAGCAGCACUAGACACUUAAGAAGUUGUUAUUUAAGGAGAUUUUUUAUUAAAGAGUUCCCUGCUGCAUAAGCCAAUGGCUAUUGUGAGGGAAUUGUCCCUUUGCCUUUAAUUUAUUUACAUAUUGGGUAUAGAUAAAUGUCUCAGUUGCAUCUUAAAUUGAAAUCAUUCUAAAGAGAGGAAAAUAAGAACCAGGUAAAAGCUGACUAGAUGCUGCCAAAUCAAACCCAAGGUCUCCUAACUGAACCUUAAUGGGCCUGCUUCUCUCCCAGGGCAAGUAGUUAAGAGUCUCGUUCCAGGAACCCUUUGUAGUUAGUUGGCUGGCAUGUUUACUUGCUGCUGUAGCCAGCCAAGAUGAGUGCACCUAGGCCCUCAAAAAGGAUUUUUUUUUUUACCUCAAUCUAGCCUGACCCUCAUAUCUGUGGUUGCCUCUGAGAUGAACAUCCAUGCUAGUAUAAAAAUCGUUAGGAAUGCCCUUGGCAGCCAGGAACUGAAGCUGUUAUUAAAUGGUAGUCAGAGCUCUUGCCAGCUUUGAUCCAGCCCCUCAGUCUUGGAGUUAUGGGGCAGGGUUGGGGGGCAGUGCUACACUGUAAAGAAUUUCCAGGCUGGGCGUGGUGGCUCACGCCUGUAAUCCCAGCACUUUGGGAGGCCGAGGUGGGCGGAUCACAAGGUCAGGAGAUUGAGAUUGAGAUCAUCCUGGCCAACAUGGUGAAACUCCAUCUCUACUAAAAAUACAAAAAUUAGCUGGGCGUGGUGGCACGUGCCUGUAGUCCCAGCUACUUGGGAGGCUGAGGCAGGAGAAUCGCUUGAACCCAGGAGGCAGAGGUUGCAGUGAGCCGAGAUCGCGCCACUGCUCUCCAGCCUGGUGACAGAGCAAGACUCUGUCUCAAAAAAUAAAAAUAAAAAAAAAUUUCAGACGUCUCUUAAAAUGUCAUGAAUAAAAUUGGAAACUGUAGAAGUGUUAUGUGUCCUAUGGACUCAAUAGCAGAGUUUAUUUUUGUCUUUAAUGGCAAGGCUUCUAGAGUCAAUGAUUGUAUGAGUUUGCUACUCUGGCUGUGCUUACAGCUCCAUCCAAGUACAAGGGAAGAACCAAUGAGGUGGAUUGGCUGGCAGUGGGGCAUGCCCCAGCAUAAGCCCUAGAGAGGUUGACAGUAGUGCAGAAUGAAAACUUGGUUGGGGAUGGCGGGUGGUGGGAGGAGGGUGGGCAGGCCGGGAGGGAGAAAUGGAGUUUGUUUUACUUACUGACAAAGCUUUGUGAACUAAUUUUAUACAAUUCAUAAAAUUUGGUGCCUUGUACUCCAUUAUGGUUUGCAUGGAAUUGAAAAGAUUAAGGGAAAGGAUUUCUUGUCAUUUCAAGUGGCAAAUGGGUCUGUGUAGUGUUUAAAGGACAUCUGGUAUCAGAGACUUCUAAAAAGCAUUUCAUGUCUCUUGUGUGUGAAUGCAAAUUAUUCUUACCAGCAAGUUCUAAAAUUAUAUUACAAUGUCCAAAUUCUUUGUAUUUGUGACUGUUCAUCAAACGGCUGUUUUUCAAGCAGACUAUGUACUCCAUUUGUUUUUCACUUCCCUUGUCACGUUCCAUACAUUAACUUGGGCCUUUUAAAAUCAGGCUGGGGGGCUACCCCUUCUUAAAUGUAUACUAUAUCCCUAUCUGAGGUUACAUCUUGUGAGUGGAAGGGAUGCUUUCCCAGGUGGUUGGGAGAGCACAAAUGUUCAGAAAAGGCCUUUUAGUCUUUAUCAAAACAAUGACUAAUGCUGGGCAACAUAUAGCAGAAGUCAAACAAAAAUGAUUCCUCCUGAAGUGGUACCUUCAUUGGUUCUGAUGUUCUUUUGCAAAAAAUGUCUGGGAGCAGUAUAGAAAACCUCUGUAUGUGAACCACAGAUUGUAAGGCAAGCCAGUGCACUGUGUAAUAUGCAAAGGGAGUGGUGCAAAAGAGAAGGCACCCGUCCUAGCUCUCCAUGCCCUUCCCCCCUCCGGCAGGCACUGACUGAGAUGGUGCUGAGUGGCUGUGGAAGGUGCUAAGACCCAGUCUCUUCACUGCAGGGCUGUUUACAGCCAGUUUCUUUUACUCCGACCUUAAGGUUUCCACUGAGCUCCUGAAACUUCACCAAAUGGUGUUUAAAAGUUUACCACUCAAAUGCACACUUGAAAAUUGGGUCCCUCAGCCUCAUUACUGAACUAAAUAAGUGAAGAGGUUGUAUCUUUGGGGUAAAACUUUCCAUGGCCAUUUAAUUUUUUAACUAGUUAAGUACGCAUCUUCCUGGUGGUUCAGACUUUUUAAGUCAGCACUAAAGCUGAAAAGCGCCUUCUAAAUAUGACUGUAACUUUAGUUUGUAUCUUACGUUUAAUAACUGUUCUGUUGGGCCAAGACUAUGACUUUAAUUACUGUGUACUUAUUCAAUCCACACUGCACUAAAUACACCAUAGCUACUAUAGCAUUGUGACACUCAUUUUUGUGGACUCAUUCCAUACUUCUGCUGGCAUAUUUCGUUUAAAAUCUAGCUAGAGAUUUUCAUAGUACUGUGUUAACUAGCCAGGGCUGAAAAGUGUGACAGGAUAUAAAAUUGACUUUCCUUGGGGAAAAUGUUGUUUUGGCAGUAAUGAAGGCCAAUUCCUUCAUUUACAGAAUUAAUGAUUACUUAUCAAUUUUUGAAAGUUGUAGAUUAAGUAGUUUUAUUUACUAAAUUCUUAACCACUUUGAAUAAUUAAGCCAGUUUAAGUGAAACAUUGGCUGGACACGGUGGCUAGCACCUGUAAUCCCAACACUUUGGGAGGCCAAGGUGGGAGGAUUGCUUGAGGCCAGGAGCUCAAGACCAGCCUGGGAAAUACAGACUUGAAAUCUUUUCAAAAAUGUAUAAAAAUUUAAAAAUAAAUAAAUGAAUCCUUACUCAACCAUCAUUAUGGCUUUAAAACCCAACCAACAGUAAAUACUUACUUGAAGCCAAAACAGUAAAUUUUGAAUAAAAUUUGAAUUAUGCUUUUGGAAGCUGCCAUGUCUUAAUUCUUGCUGGAUUUUGAUUUUCAAUUUUGGAAGUUUUUAUCAAAUAAAACUGUUCAGUCAUGAGUAUAUCAGGUAGCAGCCUUUAAGGAUCUAAGUUUCAUUCCUAUAAAGAACAGGAGGUGCUGGUAUUUCUUGUCUUAGCAAGUGGUCUGAUAUGGGUCUUAAAUGGGGGUUAGCAUCUAUACUAUGGCUUAAAAGUUUCCUCCUUGGUCACCAUUUGGGAGGUGAUGGCUUCAAAGCUAAGCUUUGCUCUCAUGUGAUCCUUCUUCAUCUUAAUACCCAGUAAAAUAUAAACCUCUCAGAGUCUACACUCAAGGGUCUUGGCUUCAUCUAUCAGAUAAGAUCUAUCUGAUUUAUACAAAGAAUGGUGCUGUUUUUAUAUACAAACUAAAAAAAUUUAAUUCUCAAGCAAUUUUCUUAAUAUUUACGCCAGCAAGGUCAGGAAAGACUUUUGUCCUGUUUAUCUUUAGUAGUGAACAAACUGCUAGAGACAUCUGUCAUUCUUAACAGGCCACUGUGGUCCAUAUAUACUGACCCUCCUUUCCAAUUAAUGUCCUUUAAUCCCACACUAGUUUCAUAGGAGACCUGGCACAUAAAAGCAGUAUUUUUUUUAAUGUCUAGUAAACUGACCAGAAAAAAAUAAUUGCCAUGGUGGACCCGUUUCUAUCCACCCCUUUCUAUGGCUAUACAAGUUUAUACAUGCCAGUUCCGUAUGUACUCCAUUUCCAAAGAGCCCCCAAACCCUGGACAGUAGCACUACCAUCAAUUUCAGGGUCACAAAACAUCUCCUUCUGAAGGAAGCGGCUUCCUCAGCAGUGUCACUUUAGUGCCCACUGCCCAGGCUUACUUCACUUUACCUCCCCCUACACAUCACUGCCCUCUUUGUGCCACCAAACCUCACUAUUCCAGCAACAAUGCCUCCCUGGUGCCUGGAAAACCCAUCUGGUGCACUAAAAUGCUAUGCAACACCAAAUGGCUUCUUCCCCUUAUAUUGCUCAACAAUGUAAAUUCUUCAAGAAUAAACUUCAUGCUAUGUUGACAUCAAUGUAUGGUUACAGCUUUUUUUUUUUUUUUUUUUUUUUUUUCCUUCCUUUUAAAAUGAAGCAAACCACUUCCAUUAAAAUCCAUGUUUGGGGCUUGUUUUUGUCUCUCAAGUGUGAAAUAUAAAUCAUGUUUUUAUGAUUUUUGUAAAUUUUUUUACACCUUGUUUUUGUAAGCAAAAGUUUCUUAUUAAAAGAAUAAAAUGAC